GGUGUCAGUGCCAGAUGCCCGGGCAUUCGAGACACAGCCGCCGCCCUGGCACCUUGUACCCCGCGCCCUCUAGUACAGUGGCUGCCUAAGAUGCAGCCGUAGCGUCUUCGUGGUAGUUUUUCCCUGUAAGACGGUGGUGGGCGGCGGAGAUCUGGCGGUGCCACCACGCACACACAGGAAGCGUCAUGGCCGCCCUCUGUCACCACCACGUGAACCACUGAAACUCUAAAGUAGGAAGGAAGUAGUGAAUACAGUGUUGUGUGUGUGUGUGUGGGCAGUGUGAUGGUGGGCGUGCGGCGGUGACGAGGCCACCAGCCACCCAGCACUACCUCAACGCUGCCUCUGUCCUCCCUCACACCACCUCCCCUCAGUGUUGUGCUUCAGUGUAGUGUAGCAGUGUAGUGCACCACCACCUUCAGAAGCCACCCUCACCACACACUGCCGCCAGGCAGGUCCACCUGUGAGGCUCCACCAAGAACGGCCUAUCAUUAAGGGUGACAGUGAGGGUCCAUCAGUAAGGGCCCCCAGUGAGGGCCCGCCAACAGCGUGAUGGUGCCAGCGCCCCCUGAAGCCUGGACCGCCAUGGGCGGCGGGGGCGGCGCCUCCACGGCGGCCUCCAUGAUGGGCGGGCUGGAGGCCAACGUAGGCGGAGGGGCGGGCGGCGGCGGGGGACUACCAGGAGGGGCGGCCCCGGCACAGCUGCUGAAUUGGGUGUAUCUCACCCUGGCCGACCACCACAACCAGCAGGCGGGCGGCGGCGCCCACCACAACCCUCCGCCACCCCUUCACACCUCACAGAACAAGAUGAUGCCUGGGGGGUGGAACGCCCUGGGCAUGGCGGGUGGCAACGGCAUGGGCGGCGGGUCGGGUGUGGGCGGCAGCUCAGGGGUGAGCAGUGUGGGGUCCAUGCCACCCACCUCCCUAGGCUCCCUAGCUGGUAGUAGCCUCAACGGCCUGGGCGGCAACAUGGGUUUGUUGGGCGGCAACAUGAGCGGACUGAACUCCCUGUUGAACGGGGGCGGCGGACUGAGCAGCGGCCUACUGAACGGUCUGGCUGGUCUCACGCCCACUGACAUCUCCGCCCUCACCUCCCUCACCUCACUCAACGGCAUCAACGGAAGCUUCAGCAACGGUCUCAAUGGGAUUAAUAGCCCCGUUAACAGCAGCAGCUUAAACGGCAGUAUAGGUGAGCUGGCAGACCAACUAAACGAGUUGACGCUGGGCCUGGACAAGAAGGUGAAGGGGAGGAAGCUGCCGCCCAAUUACCUGUGUCACCUGUGUUUCAAGAAGGGUCACCACAUCAAGGACUGUCCACAGGCGCGUCCCAAGGGUGAGGGGUUGACGCCGUACCAAGGGAAGAAGAGGUGUUUCGGGGAGUUCCGCUGUACCAAGUGUAAGAGAAAAUGGAUGAGCGGCAAUUCGUGGGCCAACUGCGGGCAAGAGUGCAUCAAGUGCCGCAUAAACGUCUACCCCCACAAGCAGGUCCGUGCUGGCUCCCUCUCCCCCCGACCUCUGGACAAGCCUGACGGCCUGGACGUGUCUGACCAGUCCAAGGUUCACCCGCAACACCUCUGUGAGAAGUGCAAGAGCCUUGGCUACUACUGUAGGAGGGUCAACUAACACCCUCGCCCGCCCGCCCACCUCCACCAUGAGGAGUGAGGGGGAGUGAUAGUCUCCUACUUACACUCACUCACUCACACUCUCCCUCACUCUUUGGCAACCCCUACUCAAGGUGGAUCGGAUUACAGCCCUUGGUCAAGAGGCACCUCCUUAGACCCAGCUCUCCAGUGAAGGCUAACUUGUGUCAGCGGCUCAGGAGAGUUAACGAUACGUAAUAACUGUAACACGUAAACGACUAGUUCGAAGUUGAGAGACAUGAAGAUGUAUCCUCCGACAAGGCAGCUUGCAGCAGAGAAAACAGUAGCUUUAGUGGUGUGUUGUUAGGGGGAUUGGUGGGGUGGCCCUGGUGCCCUGACCAGCUGCCACCAUCCAUCCCCGCCCAACACACACAACACCUUCCCCUCCCCUCACCCCUCCUACCCCUGUAGUGGUGCCUCAGUAAAAGAUAUCCACUACCUGACGCUUUACAGGAAUCUGAGAUAUACUGUAAUCCUUAGUAUUUAAUUUCUAUGGAUUUUUUUCUCACAAUUAUCGGCUCAAUGAGUUGUGCAUUCAGGGUUCAUCUCGUUCCCAGCGUGGUGGUUACGUGGAGCGUCGUGUACUGACCCACUACAGGAAUAAAGUGUCUUACAUGAGUGUGUACUUGAGGCUUAGAGUAGAAGCUGCCUAUCCCAGUAAACAACCACUGUUAACCCCUGCUAUAUAGAAUGUAUGUGUUAAUACCCCUAUGCGUAUUCUUUAUGUCAAAUGUAUACUGAAGAAAGCGAGGUGUGAUUCCUGCCACUGUAUGAUAAAGGUCCUAUAGGCAUCAGUUCCUUUUAUGAGUAUCGUGCCUUAACUUUUUUUACUCUACUAAUGUAUUGAACAAAAUGGUUUUCUGUGUCUCUAUAUAUAUAUCCAGUUUCUAUAUAUUAGUGUUGAAGGUAGACUGAAAUCUAUGGAUGUCAAUUUUUUUUGUCUUAUUUUGUCGCUCUGGUAUGUCCCCAGGUGAAGUCUUUUGGUGUUAAUUUUCUUUAGUUUAUUAUACAUAUGCAUGAGAUAUGUUUGUGGUGAGCACUGUGACUUGCCGAUGGACUGGUCUCGGCUACGCUGAAGAUUGGUGCUAAUAUUCUUAAGGACGAAUGAGGAGUGUCGACUGUCAUGGGUUAAGGUAAUACACUUAUUAUCAGCUUCAA
Messenger RNA from Homarus americanus (American lobster), 2795 nucleotides. RefSeq names its product zinc finger CCHC domain-containing protein 24-like. NCBI's taxonomy places the organism in Eukaryota, Metazoa, Arthropoda, Malacostraca, Decapoda, Nephropidae. The record is from RefSeq and is a predicted model, not a curated record. The transcript has 5 exons. Gene Ontology annotation, molecular function: nucleic acid binding; zinc ion binding. Bases 550 to 1620 code for a protein of 356 amino acids.